Exserohilum turcica Et28A is the source of this 2083-nucleotide messenger RNA. RefSeq lists its product as uncharacterized. Gene Ontology annotation, cellular component: cytosol; Ubp3-Bre5 deubiquitination complex; ribonucleoprotein complex. Bases 28 to 1605 code for a protein of 525 amino acids. Gene Ontology annotation, molecular function: mRNA binding. Gene Ontology annotation, biological process: protein deubiquitination; ribophagy. Lineage: Eukaryota; Fungi; Ascomycota; Dothideomycetes; Pleosporales; Pleosporaceae. The transcript is spliced from 4 exons. The record is from RefSeq and is a predicted model, not a curated record.
CUCCACCCUCCCUCUCCACAUCCAAAAAUGGCGUCCACCGAGUCAUCCGGCCCCGUCAACGGCAACUAUGCGCCACAGGCAUAUGAAAACAGCUACUCUACCGGCGCCUCCAACUUCACACCCUCGCAGCAACCAACCGCCAGCCAGCCCGCACAACAAACAUCCGCCUCCGAGAUCCCCAAAGACGAGGUCGGCUGGUACUUUGUCGAGCAGUACUACACGACUCUUAGCAAGAGCCCCGAUCGACUCUACCUUUUCUACAACAAGCGCUCUCAGUACGUGUCGGGUGUCGAGGAGGACAAGGUCAACGUUUGCCUGGGCCAAAAGGCAAUCAAUGAGCGCAUCAAGGAGUUGGACUUCAAGGACACCAAGGUCCGCGUUACCAACGUCGACUCGCAGGGCUCUGACGCCAACAUUGUGAUCCAAGUCAUUGGUGAAAUUUCCAACCAGGGACAGCCCCACCGACGCUUCGUCCAGACGUUUGUUCUUGCUGAGCAGACCAACGGCUACUUUGUCCUCAAUGACAUCUUCCGCUACCUUGCCGAGGAGCCCAAGGAGGAGGAAGAGCCGCAAGAGCAAGCUACCCCCGCCAACGGUGUCACCGAGCCCGCCCCCACCGCUGCCGUGCCUGAGAAUGCCGAUCUCAACAAGAGCGACGAGAUUGCGACCACUGAGGAGGACUUGAACAAGGUCGACGACAAGUUGCACGGGGCUGCUAAGCAAGAUCCAGCUGUUGAGGAGGUUGCCCCCGCAGCGCCCGCAGCGCCCGCAGAAGAGGUACCAGAGCAGACUGAACAGCCUGAACCGGAAGCGGCACCCGCACCUGUCGAGGAGAAGGCUGUCGAGGAGCCCCCAGCCCCCGUUGAGGAGACACCCGAGCCCCCGAAGCCUGCUACGCCCGCUCCAUCCGCACAAAAGGUUGCUAUGCCCUCUGGACCCCCGAAGCCUAGCGCUCCCCGUACUUGGGCCAGCCUCGCAGCCUCCGCACACAAGGUUGCUACUCCUGUUGUAAACGCACCCGCCUCGCAGCAAACACCUUCUCAGCCCAAGGCUGCUGCCGCUGCCGCUGCUGCCCCCGCUCAAUCCGCCGCCGCUACUCCUAGCCAGCCCGCCGCACCAGCCCGUGAGCAAUCUCCUGCCACUAGCCAGGGUGAGGCUGCUGGCUGGCAAACGGCUACCGGACACAAGAAGGAGCAAUCUCGCGCGCAGAACGCAGGACCUGCCGCCGAUCCUGACCAGAAGCGCGCCUACAUCAAGAACGUGUACAGCCAAAUCGAGGAGGGUGCUCUGAGGGCCGCUCUGACCAAGUUUGGCGAAAUUGAGUACCUUGACAUCAGCCGUGGCAAGAACUGUGCCUUUGUCGACUUCAAGACGCCGGCUGGAUUCCAGGCUGCUGUCGCUGCCAACCCACACACUGUCAACGGCAUUGAGAUGAAGGUUGAAGAGCGUCGCCAAAACCCCGGACAGUUCAACCGUGGAGGAUUCCCUCGCGGUGGUGCUUCUCGCGGUCGUGGUGGCAUGGGCGGCCAGGCGCCUCGUGGCAACUUCCAGCCCCGUGGCCGCGGUUCGAUGCGCGGCCGUGGAGGUGCGCCCCAAGAAUCCUAAGGUGCGACGGUGUUGUCGGAUUCUCUCUUCAACCUUCUUCGUUCAUUCCUUGAUGAGCUCGUUCAACUCGAUGUCUUCACGACUGACGGCUUUAGCUGUGUACUGUACUCGACCCUUUUUCAGCGCUUGUAUAAAAGUCAUUUCAUUUCGAGGAAAAGUCUGGGCGUAUGCGUUCGUCCUUGGGGUUUUGAGCCCUUGCAUAGCGAGCGGUUUCAUUUCAGCAUGGUUUCCUUUGUCCUUUGACGUAUUCGACGAGGCCCUUCUGUCCGGUUAUAUUCCCUUUCUUGUUUGCGCGCGCAUUUCGAGUCACCUCACGUUUAGGGUGGACUACUUGAUGGUGGAGGCACGGGCGCUCGGGACGGUCAUGGCAUGUGGUGUAAUGGGGACUGGUGCAAGACGUACAGCAAUGGCAUGUUCCAGGGCACGAUGGGCCGAGGACGGGAAAAGCAAUGGCAAGACGGUCUAGUACGAAUACAAC